This is a messenger RNA of Melanaphis sacchari, 1580 nucleotides long. RefSeq names its product probable cytochrome P450 6a13. Gene Ontology annotation, molecular function: monooxygenase activity; iron ion binding; heme binding. NCBI's taxonomy places the organism in Eukaryota, Metazoa, Arthropoda, Insecta, Hemiptera, Aphididae. The record is from RefSeq and is a predicted model, not a curated record. The transcript has 4 exons. The coding region runs from base 1 to 1533 and encodes 510 amino acids.
AUGUAUUCGUUUACUGCCAAUUUGUGGACAAAUAGCAUUGCGCUAUGUACAAUAAUAGUUACCAUUAUCUACUACUUCUGCAUUUCAACCUUUAAAAAAUGGGAGAAGCUCAAUGUGCCGUACGUAAGACCAAUACCAUUGUUUGGAAACUAUUUGAAUGUAGCUUUGGGAAAAGACCAUGUAUUAGAAUUAUACAAUAAAAUCUAUUACGAGUUCACCGGUCACAAAUACGCAGGACUUUUCCAGAUGAGGACGCCUUAUUUAAUGAUCCGCGAUCCUGAAAUAAUUAACGACGUGUUAAUAAAAGAUUUCUCCUCUUUCCCAAAUCGUGGCAUUUACUCGGACUUUACGGCAAAUCCAUUUUCGAACAACUUAUUCUUCAUGGAAAACCCUCAAUGGAAAAUUAUAAGAAACAAAUUGUCACCAGCAUUCACACCGGGAAAGCUCAAGUCGAUGUACGAUCAGAUCAAAGAGUGUAGUGAUUUAUUAAUGAAGAAUAUCGAUAAAAAAUUAAUGGAAAACAACAACGAAGUAGAAGUAAGAGACAUUAUUAGUAAGUAUUCGAUCGAUGUCAUCGGCAUUUGUGCAUUCGGACUCAAGUUAAAUACCAUAAGUUUUGAUGAAUCCGAAUUUCAUAAAUACGGAAGAAAGCUAUUUGCACCUUCGCUAAGAUUUCUUUUCAGAGAGUUGAGUUUGAUGAUAACCCCUACACUUUUAAAAAUUUUAAGAAUAAAAGAUUUUCCAACAGAUUCGAUGAACUUUUUUUGCAAAACGUUCAAAGAAACGAUGGGGUAUAGACUAGAAAAUAAAAUAGACAGACAUGAUGUCGUUCAUUAUUUAUUGCAAGCAAGAAAAGAUUUAGUUUUGAAUACAAAUUUACCUAAACAUGAAAAGUUUACAGAAACACAGAUUGUAGGAAAUGCUAUAGUAAUGUUUAACGCUGGGUUUGAAACUGUAUCCACUACUAUAAGUAAUUGUUUAUAUGAAUUAGCAUUAAAUAAAUCUAUUCAAGACAGAGUACGCCAAGAAAUUCAACUAAAACUGUCCAAAAAUGACGGACAAAUUAAUCACGAGUUUUUAAUGGAACUUAAUUAUUUGGAUAUGGUUAUAGCAGAAACAUUGCGCAAGUAUCCCUUACUAGUUGCUUUAUUCAGAGAAGCAUCACAAACAUAUCAAAUUCCUAAGGAUUCAUUAAUAAUUGAAAAGGGCCAAAAAAUAAUAAUUCCUAUUUAUGCAUUGCAUUACGAUACACGGUAUUAUACGGAUCCUGAAAAGUUUAUUCCUGAAAGAUUUUCGGCUGAAGAAAAAGCUAAACGGCCGAGAGUUGUUUACCUGCCAUUUGGCGAAGGACCUCGAAUAUGUAUAGGAAAACGUUUUGCAGAGAUGGAAAUUAAAUUGGCUCUUGUUAAAAUGCUAACAACAUUUGAAGUAUUCCCAUGUGAAAAAACAGAAAUUCCAUUGAGUUUUUCUAAUAAAGCCUUGACAUUGAUGCCAAAACAUGGAAUUUGGCUAAAAUUUAAAAGAAUUAAUUAGUCAUAGAUAAUAUUAUACGGAAGAAGAAAAUUUACAUUAUAAUUUAA